Molecule: messenger RNA, 1027 nt
Organism: Thalassophryne amazonica
Lineage: Eukaryota; Metazoa; Chordata; Actinopteri; Batrachoidiformes; Batrachoididae
Gene: cimap1d
Product: outer dense fiber of sperm tails 3-like 2b
Exons: 4
Coding region: 230-1027 (265 amino acids)
Cellular component (GO): cytoskeleton
Source: RefSeq, a predicted model, not a curated record
GUGUCACUCAUUUCUGUGAGGAUCUGUCUUUGCACAUGUGAACUGUACAAAUGAAAGCGUUCACAAAUACCAUCUGCACCUCUCCAACAUCUGGAAGAAACCUGAGCACAGGAUAAGGAGUGAACUGCUUCAGUUUUUACAUUUUGAUUCCUUCUGUGUGGUAUUGAAUAUUAUUAUUACAGCUGUUACUGAAAGAUUUCUGAAGCACUGACCGACAUUUCUAUCAAGAAUGAAGGAAGUGGAGAAAAAGCGUCCUGUGAUCGCAGCGAGACAAAAAGGGCCUGGACCAGGGCGCUACGGACUUCCUCCCACGAUUGGAUUUAUUGGCCACGAUUUCACCAAGCCAACAAGUCCUGCCUACUCUUUCCAUGGUGCAACAAAAAACAUAUAUGCUGUUGACUCCAGUCCAGGACCUCAGUACAGUGUUGACGCAAAAAUCACACGAUUUGGAAAGGAAGGAACACCCGCAUACUCAAUAUUUGGUAAAAUCAAAGAACGCAAGGGAGUAUUCAACACACCUGGACCAGGCACGUACAGUCCAGAGAAAACCCCACCCUGUAGCCUCCAGUCCAGGGCCCCGUCCUACACAAUGGGCUCUCGCACCAACUACCGGCCUGUUGACGCUGUACCCCCACCAAACAUGUACACUCUCCCUCCACUCCUGGGCUCUAAAGUCCCAAACAAGACAUCCAGUGCGAGUUACACAAUUUCAGGAGUUCGCAGCAGGGGACAAGCUCAAGAUAUUUCCAAGACUCCAGGCCCAUGUGGGUACAACAGUACAGACCCAAAUGUGUAUUUAACCAAACAACCAGCCUUCUCCAUGCUGGGUCGCCAUUCCUUAGACAGGGAUAACAAGGGACCCGGUCCUGCAACUUACCACCCUGAGAAAGUGACUGUCCACAAGAGCAGGACCCCGGCCUUCUCCAUGGGAAUCAGACACUCGGAAUACAUUGCUCCACUAAUUGUGGAUGUUGCUGAUUGCACACCAACUACUCGCACAAGCAAUUACAGAAGCACAAUUUCUUAA